UAACGCGUCCAGUGGAAAUGACAAACCAGAGGCGCUCCGCGGGCCAGCAUGUCCAGCACCGACAGUAACCAUGGGCUUUAGCGGCGGCGACUCGUCCGAACCACGCAUCCCUUUAAGACACUGAGCUAGCCACCUCUGGUUCCGUUUUUUUUUUUUUUUGUUUUUUUUUUUUUCUCUCUCGGCGCGACGUGCGGACGCGUCAAAAGUUCGAAGCGCGCAUCGCCGAAUGGACGUCGAUGGGCUGGAAUGAAACCUCCGCUUCCAUCGGACUGAAGGAAGGAAGGGAGAGAAGCCCCUGCAUGUUCAAGUUUCCUGCUCCGGCUAGAGGGGCAUCGGUGCGCGCUUGUUGGAUGUGGGUGCGUGCGGGGAAGUGUGUGUUGGGUGCGUGUGUGUGCGCGCCCGCAGCAGCAGCAGCAGCAGCGGCGGCGGCGGUGGUGGAGGUGGUGGUGGCCGCGGGAAAGGGAAGUUUUAGCAGCGCCGUGAUUUCUCCUCUCCUCCCCGCCACAUCUAUUCCGCCGUGUUGUUUUCCAUGUCACGGCAGGGGGCAGGCGGAUUAACGUUUCCCUGAUGAAAAUUAAUCAUCCGUGGAGAGGCUCUGUGAUCGUGACUAUUAUGAUGAUGUCGAGUAAGAGCGUGGAGUGGCUGCAGGAGGAGCUGGAGUCCGGGGCCGGCUCCCUGCUGCUGCUGGACUGCAGACCCCAUGAGCUGUACGAGUCCUCGCACAUCGAGUCGGCCAUCAACCUGGCCAUCCCGGGCCUCAUGCUCCGGAGGCUGAAGAAGGGCAACCUCCCCAUCCGCUCCAUCAUCCCCAACAACGAGGACAAGGAGAAAUUCGUGAAGCGCUGCAAGACGGACGUGGUGGUCCUGUACGACGAGGCGGCUCCGGAGCGCCAGGAGUCCGGGCUGGGGAGCUCCGUGCUGGGGCUGCUCCUGCAGAAGCUGCGGGACGACGGGUGCAAGGCUUUCUAUCUGGAGGGGGGCUUCAACAAGUUCCAGUCGGAGUACCCCGAGCACUGCGAGACCAAUCUGGACUGCUCCUGUCCCAGCAGCUCCCCACCAGCCUCCGUCCUCGGCCUGGGAGGACUCCGCAUCAGCUCCGACUGCUCGGACGGGGAGUCUGACCGCGAGCCGGGCAGCGCCACGGAAUCCGAGGGCAGCCCCCUCCCCAACAACCAGCCGGCGUUUCCCGUCCAGAUCCUGCCGUACCUUUACCUGGGCUGUGCCAAAGACUCCACCAACCUGGAUGUGCUCAGCAAGUACAAUAUCAAGUACAUCCUCAACGUGACGCCCAACCUGCCCAACAUGUUCGAACACGAAGGGGACUUCAAGUACAAACAGAUCCCCAUCUCCGAUCACUGGAGCCAGAACCUCUCGCAGUUUUUCCCCGAGGCCAUUUCAUUCAUCGAUGAGGCUCGCUCCAAAAAGUGCGGCAUCCUUGUGCACUGUCUGGCCGGGAUCAGCCGAUCGGUGACCGUCACGGUGGCCUACCUGAUGCAGAAGCUCAACCUGUCGCUCAACGACGCGUACGACUUCGUCAAGCGGAAAAAGUCCAACAUCUCCCCGAACUUCAACUUCAUGGGCCAGCUCCUGGACUUUGAGCGGACGCUGGGCCUCAACAGCCCCUGUGACAACCGCUCGACCUCGCCGACGCACGACCAGCUCUUCUUCACCACCCCGACCAAUCACAACGUGUUUCAGCUGGACACGCUGGAGUCCACAUGAAAAGUCAGACGGUGAACUUUCCCUUCUCUGGUGGGGGGUGGUCCCGGUGGUGUGGUUAACAAGUGGCUGCACUGGAGGGAAGCAGCCGGUUUUAGUGAAUGUUUUAGCCUCCUGGUGGCUCGUCCUAUGAGAUCCUGGCCACGGAGCAGCGUCGGAGGGGCAGGAGAGGUCACAGAUGCCACGUUAAAAAGGGGGAAAGGGGAGUUUUUUUAACCCAGAGGGGGAACUGACAGACAGGCUUUUUUUUUUUUUUUUACGAUGGCGUCCUCCUUUUGGAGUUGAUGGAAAUCGAGGCAAAGAGCCCCGUCUUGCUAACGAAGAACCGAGGAGACUCAUCUGACUGAGAGACUGAGCGGCAGCAGGUCAGACAGCUUCAUACAAAGAUAGGAAAAAAAUCUACAGCACUCAGUUUAUGAGACUUUUCUGCCUCGGCUCUACUGAGCUGAGUUGACUGGUGCCAAGUGGAGAACCUGGGAUUUGCUUGUAGGAAAUCUCGCUCUACUGAAUGUAGAGUUUCAUAAACCAAGGAAUUAAAACACACACACACACACACACACACACACACACACACACACACACACACAGUAUGUAUGUUUGUACUGUAUGUACCGUAUGUAUGUUAACGUACAUAGAAAGAAAAAUGUAUGGGCAGUCCUUAACAAAUCCAGUAUGUCUAUAUGCAUUUUUGUAUAUUUUUGUGUACAUUUACGCACAAAUCUAUACCUUUAUAUAAAUAUAUAUACGCAUAGAAAUCGUAUCUAUCCAAUCUAACAAUGGCUUAAGAGAAUGUAAAACUAAAGAAGGUGGGACUGGUGUGGCGGCGCCAAACAAAGAGGAACACGGUGAGAUUCCUAGUUGUCUUUUUUUUUUUUUUUAGUUUCGUUUUUCUUUAGGUUCGUUAUGACCUAAUGCAGUUUGCACAGUGGUGUAGCCAUUGACUUGUUGGCACUUGGAGCCGGUGCUUGGAGGCAGGCAGAUAAAGAGACAUUCAGAGAGGAGGAGCGGAGAGAGGAGAGGCCAGUCCCAGGCUGCGACGAGUCCCAACAGCUGCACGGCGGAGUGGGGAGGGAGCGGGAGCUGAGGCCCCCCGAGCGAAGGACGAGGUUCAGGGGUUGGGACGAGGGCAUGGGGUUAGGAAUCAUCAGUUGAAUCAUGGUUGGGUAGAUUUGACAUUUAGCCAACUGCUCUCAAGUGCAAGUUCCCAGUUCUUACUUCCUUCCCCAUAUGACUGUUCAUCACGUUGCCUAACCAGAAGCACCACUUGUUUUUGAGCAGCUGUUUGGAUUAUUUUAGUCGUUUCGAGUCAGAAACUCUGAACUUCCUUUUGGUUUUAUCAUCACAGCAUCUAACGGCUUUGACUUUUGUAAUUUGAGGCAGAGAGCUGAAUGAGAGGUCAGGGGCGGUGUUGGGGGGGGGGGGGGGCGUGAUUAGGCUGCAGUGACAUUUCCGAGCAACUCUUUUGGCCAGCUUUUCUCAGCGAGGAAGUGCCUCCACACGCUCGCAUUACCUGACUUCUUUUUCGCCUGAGAGGAAGUUGUUUGUUGACCUGUCGUCCUGGCUUUCAUCCCAAGGUACAAAAUUUGCCAAAAAAAAAAAAAAAGACUUGCACUUGAGGGACUGUGAUUGUAACCCGGUCUUGAUGUUGGGAUCAUGAUGAUGUGGACCGGGACUGGCCUCAGUUUACAGACUGCACUUACGUCCUUUAACUGCACCGUUGAAAACCGGUGGAAGGUCUUUCCGCAAAGGGAUCACCCAUUUAGUCAAAGAGACGUUUGUCUGAGUUGAUUCACCCUUAAGCCUUGGGUACAUUAAAUGAAAGAUAUAUUAAACACAAAUUAUAUAUAUAUAUAUAUAUAUAUUAUAGAGCUAAUAGUAAACAGAUUAUUUUGUAUACCUGAGCAUGUUGUGGUACCGUAUGCUCUCUAACAGUAGACAUAACCACGGGUUGGACGUUUGCUUUAUCAGGAGGGAAGACGAGCGAUGGGGACCGUUUUUUUAACUGCUGUUGCCGUUGAUCAUGGCGGUAAACAGCAUGUGGUUAAGGAGUUUUCUGAGACUCUGUUCACAUCUGAAGCACCUUAACGAGAAAGACCGGUUUUAUUGUGGGUUUCCUCAUCUGAGUGGAAACAACACCACAGCACUGAUGGCAGCGUCUGCAGGUACGCCGGGUGUCAUGCAAGAACAUUCUCAGUGGAUUCAUAAGUACAACAAAAGUCUUUCAGCCUGACAAACUUCACGGUCAAAAACAUAAUCAACUCCAUAACUGCCACAGGAAGGCCACCUGCUGUUCAACUCGCGGGCAGGUUUCAUUCGCAAACAUUUGAUUAAGGGGCGGCUGUAGCUCAGCGGGUAGAGCAGGUUGGCUAGUGAUUGGAAGGUCGCUGGUUCAAAUUCUGGCUCCCCCAGGCUGAGCUGAGCUGCAGGUCAAAGUGUCCUUGAGCAAGAUACUAAACUCCAAAUUGCUCCUGAGGGCCCUACUACGAGCUGGUGACUUCACCCGGAGACAGAUCCCGUGACCCCUUGAAAAAGUGAUAAAGCAGUUACAGACUGCAUGUUAGCAGAUUAAUUUCUCAGUUGUUUUCCUUCAGUUCUUUAAAUCACGGCCUUUGUUUUUACAAAAUCUCUUUAAGUGGCAACAAUAAAUGUAAGUCAACAAUAGGUCAAGAUCCAAUAGAUCCAAAACCUCUAAAUUACUCUAAAUUACACCUAUAGGUGCUAACCGAAUGUAAACAAACAGGUUGUCAUGGCAAAAGUGGGCAUGCAAAACAUUUAAUGACAUCAUCAUUUCCUCAAGCAUACAAGAAACUAGUUAAGACAAAGAGGUUGUAAAAAAAUCUCAAACACAAUUCGGCUUUGAACAAGAGGCCAAAAAGCAAAGUUAAAUGGCAAAUUUUAUAUAUAUAUAUAUAUACACACACACGCAGUUGUGUGGAGAAGGCCAAAGAGAAAAAAACCCAAAUGAAUCAGCAGAUGGAAACAACAAAUUCAGCACUGACAGUAGAGACACUAGAGUCGACCAUGCUGUCAUCAAAGAGCCUUAAAUGACAGAAGUAAAAGAUUGAAUGAUUUGAUAACAAACCAAAGCAGCCUCUGAUUUUUUUUUAGAGAUGACGUUGUCAUCGAAGAGCAAAACCAUUUAGCUACAGGUGAGGAGGAGGUGGAGGUUUAGCUGUAGAGGCUCUUAAAGUAAAACACGUGGUUUCCCCCCCUACGGAGAAAGUAGGACAAUCCGCUCAUGACUCAUACGACAUGUCUGGACCACAAAUGAAUUUAGAUAAAGUUGUGUGAAAAAUUUUAGAAGACGCCUGUACAUUCACAAAACCUGAGACAGGAUGGAUUAAAAAAAAAAAAAAAAAUGCAAUACACUUGCAAAAACAGGAACGCAGACGUCUUUACUUACUAUUAGCUCUUGCUCUGGAAAUACAACUAAAAAAGGAGAACGCGACGCCUGUGGCAUUUCCGAACGAAUCUGUUUGUACAUGUUUCUUGCAUGAGGCCCAUUAUUCAUGGCCAACUACAGAAAUUUAGUUUCAGAGCGUUGAUGUGGACGGGGUCUAUACAGAAACAACAGAACUGGGUUUCAGAGGGGACAGCCGUUGAAUCUGAACAGGGUUGGUUUGAGCUGGCCUUAUAUAAUCUUUCUAACUUGUUUCUAAUGCUGACUGUUCAAUACUCUUUGUAUCUCACUUUAGUAAAACAUUGUGUAAAAAAGAAAAUUGUUCAUCUGUUAUUUGAAUCAGUACGCGGUAACAACAGACAGCGAGCUGUCUUUUUUUUUUACCGUAACGGGUCACACGAGGUCCUGUUUGUUACUCUGCAAUAUAUCAAAAACACCUUUUUUUGCAGUAUUUUGUAGAUCCAAGACCUCAACAUUUUUAAACUCUUCUUCUUUUGUACUAUAUCUAUUCUAUAUAAUUAUACAAGAUACAGCUCGAUAUGGCUUGUGGACUGAAGUAACAUUUCACCUGGGGUGUGCAAAAAUGUGCAUUAUCAACCUGAAUGAGGCCCUCGAUAACACACACACACACACACACACACACACACAGUUUCACCCAGCCAGAGCUGUGGUUCAGCAUGCCAGUUAUCUUUCAUAAUAGACAAUUACAACACCCCGGCUUUAAUAAUUACAAGGUCUUUUUCUGUCUUGUUUUGAUAUGAUGUGCUCUAUGCUAUUCCUGUGGCCUUUCAAUAUGAAUAUAUAUCUAAGUAUAUAUAUGUUAUGAAUUUAUAUGCAAAAGUUCCUCUCCUAUUAUAGCAUCAGAGAUGAAGAUAAUACCACCAUGCUUGAAUGGACGUCCCUCAUCUGUAGUCAUAUUUCCCACUUACAAUAAGAAAAAAACACUGAGGACUUGAUCACUUGCACCCUAGGAUUGAAAUAUAUUUCAGUACGGAGCUUUUCUAUUUAAAAAAAAGAACAUGGUUGAUUUCAAGCUGCUUUCUUGUGUUUUUUUGUGUCUUUGUAACAAUGAAAGAGAAAUCAAGUCUUUUUUCUCUGUUUGUAAAUUUGCCAGAUCACGGGAACGGUCCGUUUCUGUGUCCUUAAAAACUUGUAGCUACAUCUCGGUGAGAAUGUGUUUCGGGAGGGAAAGGGGCGUGAAUGAGCGGGAGCCUCCGGAGGAGAGACAGCGGCGGACGUUGAAUACAAAGUGAAAGAAAAAAGUGAAUGAUUUUAAAAAUGUUACCUCAGUGAGGAUUUUUUCAGGGAUUUUUUUGACAAUGCAUCUUGCAUCGUGUUACAGCUUUGAACACACGUUGAAUAGCUGUUUUGUAUUGUGCUGUAAACAGUUUUUAAAAAAUAAAAGAUGCAAUCUGUCUGUGUGUAAAAAAAAAACAAAAAACAAAACAAAGGGGCAUGUUAAACCAGGGCAGGUUCACCUUUUCUGUCUACUGAAGGAAAUACGAUCGACCCUAUGUAUUGUACAGUAUAUGGAAACAACACAAGACAUGUUUAUACCGCAAAUAAAUAUUGAAAUAUUUUUUUCUUUAA
Acanthopagrus latus (yellowfin seabream) is the source of this 6709-nucleotide messenger RNA. RefSeq names its product dual specificity phosphatase 7 (gene dusp7). Gene Ontology annotation, biological process: protein dephosphorylation; negative regulation of MAPK cascade. The record is from RefSeq and is a predicted model, not a curated record. Gene Ontology annotation, cellular component: cytosol; cytoplasm. NCBI's taxonomy places the organism in Eukaryota, Metazoa, Chordata, Actinopteri, Spariformes, Sparidae. Bases 568 to 1722 code for a protein of 384 amino acids. The transcript is spliced from 3 exons. Gene Ontology annotation, molecular function: MAP kinase tyrosine/serine/threonine phosphatase activity; protein tyrosine/threonine phosphatase activity.